Messenger RNA from Morus notabilis, 1503 nucleotides. RefSeq lists its product as uncharacterized. The record is from RefSeq and is a predicted model, not a curated record. Gene Ontology annotation, biological process: plant organ development. The transcript has a single exon. The coding region runs from base 1 to 1503 and encodes 500 amino acids. Lineage: Eukaryota; Viridiplantae; Streptophyta; Magnoliopsida; Rosales; Moraceae. Gene Ontology annotation, cellular component: chloroplast inner membrane.
AUGUACGUCGCACAAGAAGCAGUGGCUUUGAAAUUCCGCGUUAGCACAGCUGGGAACAGGAAUUUUUGGCCUCAGAGGCGUUCAAUAUGUCCACGAAUUCAGAACUCGCCUUUGAAGACGACGCGUUGCUUUGUCGAUGAUCAUGAAAACGAGAGAUAUGGAUUGUCCGUACACCCUCGUCUGAUCGCGGUGGCUCCUUCAGUGGCUUGGGUUCUAAGCAAAGAGUAUGGCUCCUCCGGGGUGUUGAGUAUUGAACGCCCUAAGUCGGACAUGUCUCAGAAAUCUCCUUCCAAGAGCGCCACGGCCAAUCCAGCUCUUGAUGACGGGGGCGGCAACACAAAAGACGGAGGCGACGGCGUGGACAUUGGCGGUGGAAGUGGAAGCGGCAGCAGCGGAGGAGCUAAUGACGACGACAAGUACAGAUUUGAUGACGACGAUGAUGAUGAGGAGGGCUUUUCCUUGUUCGGAAAGCGGGUUUUGGCUCCGGAGAUUUUCGACCGGAUCACUAUGAAUGCGGUGUUGAGUGAGUGGAAGCAGACGAUGAAGGACUUGCCUAAGGGCUUACAGCGGGCGUGCGAGAUGGGUUUGUUGACAACGGCGGAAAUAACGAAAUUCUUUUGGUUCCACACAAGGCCAACACUUGCUAGGCUCUUCGUUCGCCUUCUUCCGAAAGGCUUAUCGAUGGAUUUCUACGCGAAGAUGAUGUCUGAUCCGGCGUUGCCAUGGAAGGUAAUUUUUGAGGCCGUUUCUUCUGUUGGUUGGUCUGUGCGGCUGGACUUUGAGAAUAAAUAUAAUCAUGGAAAAGAAAGCGAGUGGAAUAGUAAUGAUUUUAUGAUCAAACGAGAGUGGCAUUCGGUAGUUGUUAAGGCAGUCACAAACGCCGCUUUCAAUACCUUCAUCGUAUUCUCUUUGGCCCCUUCUUCGGAGUUCAUCCGUUUGCGAAAUCUCCCCAACAAUGUCUUUGAGAAGAGCCGACGUUUUCAGCAGUUUGAUAUGCAGAAAAGGGCUCUCUCCUUCUUCCGCAAGGCGGUUUCUCUCUUCACUCUUGGAUUCGCCACAAAAGCAGCCGCCGAAAUCCGGUUGCUAAUCAGUACCGAUCAUAAGAAAACCAGGUCAAUUGGGACAUUUGCAACUCUGAGCAAGGAGGCACUCGCCGCAGGGCUAUCAUUGGGUUUGCUUGUGAAUCUCCGGCAUCAGCUGAUGUGGGGGAUCGAUAGAAAACUCGACCGCCACUUCGAUGUUACGAAAGUUUCGCUUGCUUUUUGUUUGGCACUGAGGUUUCUGAACGUUGGCAUUGGAACUCAGUCUCAGAAGUACUGGAUUGGCUCUGAGGAUCAGGACCUGAAUCAUCUUCUGGUUCCGAAUUUCGAAGAUUAUAGUUGGCUUGGUUUAAAGAACAUCGUUGUAACUGGUUCUAGACUAGGUGACACUUCCAACAAGACUCAAACAGCUGCUAAGAGAAAAAGGGUGGUAAAGAAAAAGGUGAUAGCUAAUCAAUGUUAG